Mandrillus leucophaeus (drill) is the source of this 2084-nucleotide messenger RNA. RefSeq names its product tudor domain containing 10 (gene TDRD10). Lineage: Eukaryota; Metazoa; Chordata; Mammalia; Primates; Cercopithecidae. Gene Ontology annotation, molecular function: RNA binding. Bases 296 to 1495 code for a protein of 399 amino acids. The record is from RefSeq and is a predicted model, not a curated record. The transcript has 10 exons.
CUGGCAUUCCUCUAACUGUGGCCGGUUGGCUUUGCAGGAGAUCCUGUUGGAAAGCAACUGCAGCAUGUAAGUCACUUCCUUUUGCUAAUGAACAAGCCUUGCUCCAUCCCCCAGCCUUCUCUUUCUCCCAUUCCUGUCUCACCAUGCCCCAGUCUUAAGACUGGCAUCUCUUGCCAGUCAAUCCUAACCCUAAGUAUACUUUAACUGUUAGUGAUUUAAAAGGUCUAGUGAAGGUCUUCCUGGCUUCGAACCUGAUUCUGGGAGGAGGAAGGGAAGUCCUUGGUCAGGAAGGGGAAUGGAGGUUUAUGCAAGGCCCCUCUGGUUAUGCCUAGCACAUGUUUCCUUUUGUCGGAGUCUGAGCUUGGGAGGCUCGAUGCUGACACCUGUGUUUGACAGGUCCUGGAAUAGUAGUGACCCCCAACUGUCUGCUAAACUGUUUGGGAAGAAUGGAGUGUUGGAAGAGCAGAAAUCUCCAGGUUUCAAGAAAAGAGAGACAGAGGUGUAUGUUGGCAAUCUUCCACUGGAUAUUUCUAAGGAAGAAAUUCUAUACCUUCUAAAGGACUUCAACCCUCUUGAUGUCCACAAAAUCCAGAAUGGCUGCAAAUGCUUUGCAUUUGUAGAUCUGGGCUCCAUGCAGAAAGUGACACUUGCAAUCCAGGAGCUGAAUGGCAAACUCUUCCACAAGCGAAAACUGUUCGUGAAUACAAGCAGAAGGCCCCCCAAGAGGACCCCUGAUGUGAUACAGCAGCCCCGGGUGCCACUGGUGUUGGAGAAGGCUUCUGGUGAAGGAUUUGGCAAAACCGCUGCUAUUAUACAGCUCGCUCCUAAAGCUCCUGUUGACCUGUGUGAGACAGAGAAACUGAGGGCAGCCUUCUUUGCAGUCCCCUUGGAAAUGAGAGGGUCCUUCCUGGUGCUGCUCCUGAGGGAAUGCUUCCGAGACCUGAGCUGGCUAGCGCUCAUCCACAGUGUCCGUGGGGAGGCAGGGCUGCUGGUGACCAGUAUCGUCCCGAAGACCCCGUUUUUCUGGGCCAUGCACAUCACUGAGGCUCUGCACCAGAACAUGCAGGCGCUGUUUAGCACCCUGGCUCAGGCGGAGGAGCAGCAGCCCUACCUGGAGGACUCCGCUGUUAAGCGUGGGACUCGCUGUCUGGCAGAGUACCACCUGGGGGAUUAUGGACACGCCUGGAACAGGUGUUGGGUGCUGGACAGGGUGGACACCUGGGCUGUGGUCAUGUUCAUUGAUUUUGGACAGUUGGCCACCAUGCCUGUGCAGUCUCUGCGCAGCCUGGACAGUGACGACUUCUGGACCAUCCCACCCCUGACUCAGCCAUUCAUGCUGGAGAAAGACAUUUUGAGUUCAUAUGAGGUUGUUCAUCGAAUCCUCAAAGGGAAAAUCACUGGUGCUUUGAACUCGGAGGUAACUGCCCCUGCUUCUAACUUGGCUAUUCUCCCUCCACUCCUGCCGUUGGGGUCUCUGCAGCAGGCUGCAGCCUAGGCCUGGAUACAGUAUUUACCUGGCAUUCUUAGAUCAAAUGAAUUGCUUAUCUGAGGGGUUGGGUGAACUGGCUGGGUGGGCCUUCCUUCCCACCAAGGCUUUGUCUUUCUCUUCCAGUCGCACAUCCUAAAGUUUGAAGAGUCUAAAUAAUGGGGCUCCCCUCAGCAUGUUCCCUCUCCUGUUUGCCACGGAUCCAGAGGCCACCUGCCCUGCCUUCUCGUACCCCUUUCACCCUUGAGGCCUGGGAGGUGAAAAAAGCCAGACUGUGCCCAGGAUUGAUUUUCAUUUUGCUUUUACUCCCAACUUCCCUCCCAAAAGAGAGUGAAGUCUCAUUUGUCAUGUGUCUUUAGUUCCCCAACUUGGCAUGAACAUUUAAACCAAACAUAGGAAACUACCAUUAGGUUGAAAGCCUGAGGCAGCUGGGAUGGUCUUUCUUGUGUCUCUUCUUUGUACCCCAGAGCAUGAUAUAAGUGGUCCUAACAGAUUCUGGAUAAUGGAGAAGCCCUCUGCUAGUUUUCCUGGCAUUCAAUGUAGAAUAGGUAGAGAAUAUUUAACCAAUGAGCAAAUAAAUGUUGGCAUGUUUCAUGAG